AUGGAAUCACCACAGCAUGCAAGUUUUGUUACACAUAUUAACCAAAGAAUACCGCUAAUUAUGUCUACACCUCUUCCAGUUUUAAAAGGUUUGUCGGAUAUAUAUCCUUUGCUAAUAAUCAUUGAUAAUAUUUUGAGUACAUUGUUAUGGACCACUGAUGAUUCUGGUACAAUUUUUGUAAACAUGGUGAUGAUAUGUCUCAGUAUACGAUAUUUAAUCAUACCUACUAAACUUAAUUUGACUGAAAUAACCAGUCAAUAUGUGCUAUUAGAUUAUCUUGGAUUGUUAUGUUCAAGCUUUCUUUUCUGCUCCAUAGGUUACUACUUUCAUACCGUUAUAUCGGAGACAAGGAAUUCAGAACCACCAACAGUUGAUGAUAUUGUUAUGUUGUUGGAAAAUGUUGAGAACAAGUUACAUGUUAUUAAGAAACAGGUUUUAAAUUUAUUUAUGAUUGAUAGUUAUAAAAUAUUCUUCCAAUGGUUGACUUUAGCAACUUUCAUUCAAGUAUUAAUUUUCAGACUUCAUUUUAUACCAUAUAUCGAUGAUACCAAGUCAUAUUUAAUUUUAGCAUUCAUCUUAAGUUCAAUAUUCCACACUAGAACAUGCCAAGGAUUGUUGCAGCUAUUAUGGAGAAUUAAAGCUGUAAGAAUUGCAUAUUUCUGGUGGAGAGGGUCAAAUGAUAAGUUAUACAGUGUAAAACGUUUAACGCCUUUAGCUUAUUUUAAUAUGAUAAUUUCAGAUAAAUCAUAUAUUACUGUUACCUUGACUAUUCAUAACACAGAUGAGCUAACCAAGAUUGAAACAUUAAGAAAUAGAUUAAUAGAACUAUAUGAACAAGGAGAACAUAGCACACAGCAAACUGAAAUGUCUACACCUUCUUUGACUUUCAACAUUAUAAAGUUAACUGUUCAAGAAAAUCAAAGAAAAUGGGGAGGUAUUAAUUGGACAGGAGAAACAUUAUCCUAUGAGAGAACAAACUUCAUAAUUAAUUCUCCAUUUGGGACUAUAUUCAAUUCUGAUAAUCCUUUAAAUUAUGACACAACUUUUCCAGGAAAUUGGAUUAAACUAGAUGAAACAUGGAAUAAGUCCCCUUGGACAUACCAGGAUGGUAAUUGGGGAAUUAUUGGGUCAAAGGACUCUCCGGAAUGUUUUACAAGAUCUAGAACUUGGAGUUUAAGAAUAUUUCAAAGGAAAAUCUAA
This is a messenger RNA of Maudiozyma saulgeensis, 1200 nucleotides long. The record is from the annotation of a GenBank genome assembly. NCBI's taxonomy places the organism in Eukaryota, Fungi, Ascomycota, Saccharomycetes, Saccharomycetales, Saccharomycetaceae.